AUGGGUGCGGAGGCCUCUGGGAGUGGGCGCGGGAGCGGGCCGGCGCUGCGGGAGCUCUUGCGCGAGGCCGAGACUAGCCUCCUCGAGUGCAAGGUGUGCUUUGAGAGGUUCGGCCACAGCCAGCAGCGGCGCCCGCGCAACCUGCCCUGUGGCCACGUGGUUUGCCUGGCCUGCGUGGCAGCCCUGGCACACCCGCGGACUCUGGCCCUCGAGUGCCCCUUUUGCCGACGAGCCUGCCGGGGCUGCGACACCAGCGACUGCCUGCCCGUGCUGCACUUUCUGGAGCUCUUGGGCCCUGCUCUUCGCCCAGCUUCAGCUGUCCCCUGCGUUGUUCCUAGCGCCCCCGGGACCCUCACCUGCCAGCAUGCCUUCGGCGGCUGGGGGACUCUCGUCAACCCCACCGGGCUGGCACUGUGUCCCAAGACAGGGCGGGUCGUGGUAGUGCACGAUGGGAAGAGGCGGGUCAAGGUCUUUGACUCCGGGGGAGAAUACGCACAUCAGUUUGGAGAGAAAGGGGAGGCUGUCCAAGACAUUAGGUACCCACUCGAUGUCACCGUCACCAACGACUGCCAUGUGGUUGUCAGCGACGCAGGUGACCGCUCCAUCAAAGUAUUUGAUUUUUUUGGCAAUAUCAAGCUCGUCAUUGGGGGCCAGUUCUCCCUACCUUGGGGUGUGGAUACCACGCCCCAAAAUGAGGUCGUGGUGACUGAUGCUGAGGCAGGAUCCCUACACCUCCUGGACGUCGAUUUUCCGGAAGGGAUCCUUCGGAGAGCUGAGAGGAUGUACGCUCAUCUGUGCAGUCCCCGAGGGGUGGCCGUGUCGUCCCAAACGGGGGCCAUUGCGAUCCUAGAGCACCCCCGGACUCUGGGGGCGACCCACACAUGCAGCACCAGGGUGAAGGUAUUUAGCUCAAGUAUGCAGAUCAUCGGCCAGGUGGAUUCCUUUGGGCUGAGCCUCUUCUUUCCUUCUAAAAUAACCGCCUCUGCUGUGACCUUUGAUCACCAGGGAAAUGUGACUGUUACCGAUACCUCUAGUCAAGCUGUUCUAUGCUUAGGAAAGCCUGAGGAAUUUCCAGGACUGAAGCCCCUCAUCACUCAAGGUCUCUCCUAUCCUGUGGCCCUGACCUAUACCAAGGAUAACUCCUUACUUGUGUUGGACACUGCUGCCCAUUCUGUAAAAGUCUUUAAGGCUGACUGUGGGUGA
Molecule: messenger RNA, 1203 nt
Organism: Orycteropus afer afer
Lineage: Eukaryota; Metazoa; Chordata; Mammalia; Tubulidentata; Orycteropodidae
Gene: NHLRC1
Product: NHL repeat containing E3 ubiquitin protein ligase 1
Exons: 1
Coding region: 1-1203 (400 amino acids)
Biological process (GO): protein polyubiquitination; proteasome-mediated ubiquitin-dependent protein catabolic process; negative regulation of translation
Molecular function (GO): translation repressor activity; protein binding; ubiquitin protein ligase activity
Source: RefSeq, a predicted model, not a curated record